AUGAUCAUCGGCCAUGGCGUGCCUAUUGACAUAGUCGUUCUCAUCUUUGUCCUUAUCCAUGGCCAGGUAACAAAAGUGGCGGCAAUCAAUCAUAUUGUUCCCGCUGAGCGCUACGCCCAGCGCCCAGCGCCCAGGGUGAAUUCGACGCUCGAAGCGGACAUUUCGGUCCAUCAGAACAAAGAAGAUGAAGAGAGGUAUGUCAAAUUGGUUCGAAGAUGGAACGCCAAGUUGGGGGGCCGUGGCCUCGAAGUCAUGUCGGGACCGGACUAA
Messenger RNA from Coprinopsis cinerea okayama7#130, 270 nucleotides. RefSeq lists its product as hypothetical. Bases 1 to 270 code for a protein of 89 amino acids. The transcript has a single exon. Lineage: Eukaryota; Fungi; Basidiomycota; Agaricomycetes; Agaricales; Psathyrellaceae. The record is from RefSeq and is a predicted model, not a curated record.